Amyelois transitella is the source of this 4847-nucleotide messenger RNA. Its product is annotated as CREB-regulated transcription coactivator 3. Gene Ontology annotation, cellular component: nucleus; cytoplasm. The transcript has 12 exons. Gene Ontology annotation, molecular function: cAMP response element binding protein binding. Lineage: Eukaryota; Metazoa; Arthropoda; Insecta; Lepidoptera; Pyralidae. The coding region runs from base 90 to 1664 and encodes 524 amino acids. Gene Ontology annotation, biological process: positive regulation of transcription by RNA polymerase II; protein homotetramerization. The record is from RefSeq and is a predicted model, not a curated record.
UUUGACAGGCAGCAAGCAAGCGCGUUUUGGUUCUUGUAGCACUGAAAAUUGUGAUGUAAAAAGAUAAAAACAAAUAUUUGCUGGCCAUCAUGGCGAAUCCAAGAAAAUUUAGUGAAAAAAUUGCCCUCCACAAUCAAAAGCAAGCAGAAGAAACUGCUGCUUUUGAAAAAAUAUUGCGUGAAGUUUACGACGCAACCAAUAAGCCUGAAGAGACGACGUUGGCGACGCAAUAUGGCCGUAGUGGGGGCACGAGCCCGUCGCGGAGCCCUGUGCAGCGCGGUCGAGCGUCGUCCUCCGUGGGCCCCAUGCGACGCCCCGCUGACCGCAAACACGACACCAGUCCAUAUGGCAGCACUGUAUACUUAAGUCCACCGCCUGACAGCAACUGGCGACGGACGAACUCCGACUCGGCCCUGCACCAAUCAUGCGGCGAGCAGCAGACGACGACGCAGCCUUUGUCGCCCCACCACCCGCUGCACUCUCACGCUCAUCCACACAUGCAUCCGCAUCCGAAUCACCGCAGAGCUGACAUCCACCUUGACGUAUUGUCCUCAUUCGGAAUGAAUCCAACAAAUCGCCCGCGAUCUUCGUGUGAAAUACCCAGGAUACCAAAUAAUAAUAACGUGUAUGAAAGUGGGGGGGACGGCGGCGGCGGCGGUGGGGGAGGCGCAGCGGGCGGGCUGGCGUGCGGCGAGCUGCAGGUGCCGGGCGGCUCGCUGCCCGACCUCACGUCCGUGCACUUCCCGCAGCCGCACUACAUGCACCGCGCCUCGCCGGACAACCACCAGCCGCGAUACAGCCCCACGUCCCCGGGCGCGGUGUCGCCGGGCGCGGGCAGCGUGUCCCCGGCCACGGGCGGGCUGUCCCCGGCGUCGGGCUCCCCGGUGGGCGCCACGGUGCCGCUCGCCUCCUCUAUGCACCACCCCCACGAACACCCCUCACUUUAUGAUACACAGAAUCACUUAUCUGUACCAAACACAAAUAAUUAUCUCCAUCAUAAUAAGAAUAUGUCGUCACUGGAACACAACGCGUGGAUCACGUCAAGUUACCAGUCGCACUGUAGUCCGCCCUCGCAAUAUUCAUCCACAUCGAAUAUAAACAUACCUUCACCUACGAUGGUGCACAGUCCGGGUAGUCCAGUGGAGUCUCCUCAAACGGACUACAACAAUCUGCACCAAGUAUUGUUGCAGCCCUUCGAGCAGAUCACCAUGAUGGACUCACCCGUGUCUAAUUACAAUACGACGUAUAUGAAUCACAGUUCACCGCAUUCGCAACAGACAACGAAUACGACGCAUACAUAUUCCCAGGGCGGUCACUCCCACCAGCAGCACCAACACCAGCACCAACACCAGCACCAGCACCAACAGCAGUCCCACUCUCCGCCGGCGCGGGCGAGAGACCCGGUGCCGGGCGGCGGAGGGUUCCCGGCGCUACAGCCGCUCGCCUCGCCCUCCGCGCCGCGCACCCCCGCCACCCCCGCCAGCAUCCCCGACAUCAUACUGACGGAUUACUCGGGCGAGAUAGACGCGGGCAUAUUCGGCGGCGAGGAGGCACAAUUACGUGAAGGCCUCGACCUCGACGACUUGACGCUGUUGACGGAGGAGCCCAGCGCUCUACUGCCGGACUCGGCCGUCGAACACGAGUUCCGGCUCGACCGGUUGUAGUACCGCGCAGUGCCUGCCGCCCGCCACGCGUAGGGAUGUCGGUGAUGUUUUUUGAAAUUGGAAUUAUCUUUUCUUUUUUGUUUGUUGCCAGAUUUAAAUUGUAAUUUGUCAUUGUUGUCCUUUUAAUGAGUUGAAAAGUUUGAGUUUAUUUUAUUAUCUAUUUUUAAAGUUGGAAUUCAUAUUUUUAUUAGAGAAGAUUGUUACUUUUUUAUUAUUAUCAGUAUCUGACGGCCAAAAUGUGACAUGCAAGUUUCGACACUAGGAAGGAAUAACUUUCAGUCACUUGUCACUCGCAAAAUAUGCAAUGGAAUGGACUGUUUACGGCCAGUAAGAUACGAUUUAAUUAACUUAUCGCAGACUUGAUUCCUUAUUUUUACAUUUUUUUUUUUUUGCUUAUAAUUUUUAAUUGUUCAGUCAAUUUUAACAUUUUGUUAUGAUAAAUUAAUUGGAAAUCUAGAUGAUAUAUUUACACACCAACAUAGAUAUUUACUAAUAAACAUUUGACAAUCACAAAGGAAAAAUAUCCAGUGUUGAUAUUUUUCAAUAUAUUUACUAAUAAAUGUGAAAUUCGACCGACAUCCCUUCUGACCGCCACGAUCGCAUUCCUACUGUUUGACGAUGACUCCCUAUACUUCAUGACAAUUCGUUUCAAGUCUGAGCUAGAAGGUAGAGGUAGCGAGGCGGGCAGGGCGCGAGAGCUAGUAACAUUCCGGUCGCGCGCCGACAUCCGCAGACUUAAUGAGUGCAAGUGUUCAAUGUGGUUUUAACGUUUUACUCAUGUUUCUAAUUCGGAGGGUUAGGUAUGUUAGUCUUAGAUUUUUUAAAUGGUAAUCGAUCAAUUUAUCGACGAUUCGUGUACAGCAUGAAGUGAUUAUUUUUUAGUAUUGUGAAUAUUUACUCGAAUAUCAUUAGGGAAUUUGAUUCGGAUUAUAUUGAGACAAUUUUAUUACUGAUCUUUUAAUGUGAGGCUGUAAAGCCGGUUCUUUGUAAAUACAACUUGAAGUGUUCACUUAAUUGAAAUUGCAUUUAUCGCUAAUGUUGCAUGCUGGUACGGCUGGCUUUCGAUUGCGUUCAACGAAUUGUCAAACGUUAGUUUUUAUAUGCACUUGCGCAAUUUGUGUAUCGGAAACGUACAAUUGUUUUGGUAAUUAAGGCACUAUGCGCCGCACUCUACGUUACUAUCUUUAUUACACGAUUGCAUCUUUAGCGGUAACGGUUCAUAGGCCGGGGUUGAUUUAUAUGGAACCUUUGUGGUUUGAUAAGGUUAGAGGUUUAUCCAUAGGUAUUUUUACCUUCGCAAACGGUAGACCAGCCCGCUUAUUCAAGAGCAUAGACGAAGCAUGUUUUAUCUUGUCUCCCCGUCUCUUUUUAACACUUGGUAUUACGUCUAAGAUAAAGGGAAUAUAAGACAUAUAUAUAUUGUUAACGUUCAUGAAUAAGUCCCCAGAAAUAAUUCUAAGAUAAGUGGAUGUAAAUGAGUAUAUGUGCAUAGGCCUUAAUUAUUGUUUGUUUUUAUCCAUUGAAAUUAGGUUAUGACUGUAGUUGUAUUUCAUUCCGAAUUAAUACUAUUAGAAAAUGUAUACAGGAAACACCAAAGAAAGAUAUUUUUUUGUCUUUUAUUUUAUGUUAUGAACUUGAACGUUAAACGUUUAUGUUUAUUAUUUAAUGAAAUAAUUGUACGUUGAAGAUACUCUUUGGCACUCUUUUCAUCAUAAAAACACUGAGCAUGAGAUGCAAUUUACUAGCCGGCAGCAACGAGUAGACUAGUCUUAACUACCCCAAUGUACCUAAUACAAGCGGUCACACAUAUCUUUCUUUUUUAUCAUUUUUACAGGGUGUUAAAUCAGAAGACACGCACCACUGAGUCACAGUUUUAAUUUGUAUUUAAAGUUUCUCAAACGGUAAAGUUUUAAAAAUCUCUAUAAAUAAGGAUCAGCCUAUAUUUUUCUCGGUUCAUUUACUAGUGUGUCUUGAAUUUACAUAAAACUAACAAAAACAAAACAGCCGAAAGGUUUCCUACAUCAAAUUUGUGACCGCCCUUGAACUUACAACUUUCAUACUAGCUUCUCGGUGUUACUUAGCAUGAAUACAUUAUGCCCCAAUUCCUUUCUACAUAUUAUAAUUAAUUAGAAUAUCCAUUUACGAGCAUGUAAAUAAGAGAGUUGUUAUUAAAGUUUUUAAUAAGCUUUUGUCGCAAACAUAUCUUGUGUACGUGUGGUUGCGAUCUCGAUACCGUCAGGGACUUUAAAACUUUGUUAUAAUUAAUAUCACAGUUUAUUCGAGUGUUUGACAAAUACUCUACAAUAGGUCCGAGCGAAUAAUUGCAUUUCACACGGUUAAAAUUUUUAUAAUCUGACUUAAAUAGUUUUAAGUUUAAUAAAUUUAGUUAUAACGCGGGGUGCUCGCAAUAUUAAAUUUAGUCAUAUCAAUUUGUUGUUUAAGUCGUUAGGUUCGUGCGUGGUACACUUGCAUUAUGGUGGGCGGUGUGGAAACUUUUUUAAAUUAAUUGCAAAAUACCACAUACAAUUUAAGCUCGUAUUCGCGUACUUUUCUCUGGUUCUUCUGCAUCAAAUGUCAGCCCAAAGACCUAUAUUCCCAUUAUCCACCUCUUAUACAUGACGCACCGCGCACGACUUAUACAGGGUUAUUUUUUAUAAACAAGAAACCAUUUAACAAUUGAAUCAUAACAUCAAACUAAACAACUUUUACUAUUCGACCCACCUCAAUAUCGCGAAAAAAAUAUCGGCUUCAUACAAAAUGUGCAUGCAUAGGCAACCGGAACGUAUGAAAAAGCUGAUUUUAUUUUCGCAAUUUCGCGAUUCCAUAGUUAAAGUUAUAUUUUUGUUAAUUAAAAAUAAACCUGUAUACGGCCUAUGAAUUUGGUGUGUAUUUUCCAAAUAUUGUGAAAAACUGACAAUGUACAAAUUAUUUUAUUCUCGUUAACAAUGUGUGUUAGUUAAUAUUGCGAGUAUCUCAAACCAUACAUAUAUAGACACGUGUUUUGUUUUGUAAAUGCUCAUUUAAUUACGUUUUAAGAGUCUAGUCAUCAAAUUAUGAGUUUCAAACGAAAUAGAACCUGUUUUUUGCACCAAUGAGAGACUGAGCCGAGGUUCGUGCGGUUUCAAUCCAUUCCAAAUGAAUACAAUUCGCACACAUCUGUGUAUGGACUAGGGAAUGGUCCGG